GGUGAAGAGUGCAUUCGUCCUCGCAAAGGUACACUGUACGGUGUCCAGGAAAGACCUAAUAGUUUCUCCCUGCAAGAACUGGGGCUCUUCGGCAUGUUUAACAUGACAUCGGAAGCCGAGGUAGACCAACCAAAUCUGCAGAUCAAAACAGUCGUGUCUCGAGAACACUGGAUCAACACUGCAACGCAUCUUAGAGCCGGUACUGUGAAGUUCGAUACCGGUUAUAAUGCAAAAAGCGCAAAUUCCGUGACCGCGGUCCUAUUGUCAGAAGCGCAGUACUUGGGUAACGAGACAAGGCCAGACAUUCUAGGCUAUCCACUCUACAAUAUCAUCCUUGUAAAGAAAUUAAGAUCAGAAGGUAAUGUAAAGUUUAUGGAGCGCAUAGGUCUUGGUAGGAUAUACAAA
Bipolaris sorokiniana ND90Pr is the source of this 405-nucleotide messenger RNA. RefSeq lists its product as uncharacterized. NCBI's taxonomy places the organism in Eukaryota, Fungi, Ascomycota, Dothideomycetes, Pleosporales, Pleosporaceae. The annotation marks the transcript as partial. The record is from RefSeq and is a predicted model, not a curated record. The transcript is spliced from 2 exons.